AUGUCCCCCAAUAUUCAGGAAUCAGAACUAUCCUCGAGAAAGAGAAGCCACGAUCAAUUCACAGAAGCUACCUUCAAGGUCGAGGAUACCUCGGUCGAGAAUCAUUUAGAAAUCAAGGCUGAAGAUGCCUCGGGCAUAAACGGUGCACUUCAAGAUAUUCCUCUGGUGUCCAUUACAAAGCACGACGCCAACAAAGCCAGGAGUGGCAGCCCUGCCCCGUCAGUUGACUCAGAACUCUCCUCAGUCAGGAGCUCGCCGUCACCAAUGCAGGACGACUUGACCCCAUCCACGUCACCAAUGGCGCCCCUGCCUACCGGCACAGCACCACAAUCAACUUCUGCAAUGCCACCCUCGGCAGCUCCCCCCGCCAAGAAGAAGCGGAAGACGGCGGAGGAGAAGGAGACAGAAGAACGAGAGCGUGCGGCCAAGAAGGCCAAGAAGGAGGAGGAAAUGGCCGUCAAGGCCAAGGAAAAAGAGGCAAAGGAUGCCGCCAAAGCAGCAAAAGUUGCCGAAAAGGAGGAAAAGGACCGCAAGAAGAAGGAGGAGGAGGAUAAGAAGAAACGUGCUCAGCCGAGCAUCUUUGGCUUCUUGAAAGCCAAGCCGGCUGCUUUGGGAGAACUCUCUCCCAACCAGCAGCCAUCGAAAAAGGCUGUCGAUGGCUCUCCCGUUCGACCGAGGGCGCCCAUUGUGAUGCCCAUCACAGCAAGCCCAUCAGCCAAGGAAGCCAAGCCUCAGAAAUCGGCUUAUGAUAAGUUGUUCCAGCCCUUUUUCGUCAAAUCGGAUGUCAAGCUGGCGGUAAACCCUUUCCAGAUGGAUGAAGAGACAAUGGCCGCCAAGUCUCGAAUCCUGGAUGAGCAUAUUCGCGGGGAUCGUGGCGAAGUGGCAACGAAGCCAUUCGAUCCAGUCGCUACAUUUCAGUUCAGUGGCGUGCCAACGACCCGAGGCAAGCAACAUAUUGCCGUGAAGAAGAUAAUGGCAGAAAUGUCUGGCGACACUGUACCAAGCCACCAAAGUGAGUCGCAGCAGCUGCGGCUCACCAAUGCUCAGGACCAGCUCAGGUCCAUCCCUGUAAAGGUCUUGUCCUUCUUCGAGGACGUGCGCCCGGCGUAUGUUGGAACUGUGACGUCGACGCCCAAGGUUCACUUGGGAAAGCUGGCAAGAAGGCCUACUGGACGCCUUCUUUCUCUCAACUACGAGUAUGAUUCGGAAGCUGAGUGGGAGGAGGAGGAAGGUGAAGACCUGGACGAGGAUGACCUUGAAGAUGAGGGCGAAGAGGGCGAAGAAGAAAUGGGCGAUUUCUUGGAUGAUGCCGAAGAUGUUUCUGCCACCCGCCCGGCGUUCUUGACUGAGACCGAACCUGUCAGCACGGGUAUUUGUUUUGAGAACCGGACGAGACUGGCCCAUAAUGCAGAUGGUGAGGUUUGCCCGACCGUCUACAAGUACAGGAUGGAGUUUAUAUUGGACUCACUUGAGCAUCACCAUUCCAUCGAUCCGUUCUCUACAGAUUACUGGCAAUCCAAAUCUGCACCGGGACCUGCAAGCACCCAACAGUCCAAGCUCACAAAGACAGCCGGCAAAAACCCACAAGCAGGCAUGGCGCCUCCUCCUCUGCCCGGCUCUUCACCAGCAGCUACAUCGGCGUCGGAUCAACCCGACUGGAGCACUCUGAUGCCCAAGUCCAUGUUUCCAGAGUUCAAGCGCGCAAUCAUCAACAAGGAGUAUAACUUCCUCACGAAAGUGGGCAUAGUAGACAUGCUUUCCAAGAAGUUUCCGACGGUGAACAAGGGCCAGGUGAAGGCCACGCUCGACUUCUUGGCGGAGAGAUCAAGUCUUCCCGGCGCCAAGAAGUCGGCCAAGGUCUGGGUCCUGCGCCCUGAGCAUGCUCUGGAUAAGGACUAG
Messenger RNA from Pestalotiopsis fici W106-1, 1899 nucleotides. RefSeq lists its product as uncharacterized. Gene Ontology annotation, biological process: nucleosome assembly. The record is from RefSeq and is a predicted model, not a curated record. Gene Ontology annotation, cellular component: CAF-1 complex; nucleus. Lineage: Eukaryota; Fungi; Ascomycota; Sordariomycetes; Amphisphaeriales; Sporocadaceae. The transcript has 3 exons. Bases 1 to 1899 code for a protein of 632 amino acids.